AUGGCUGCUAAAAUUGCUGCUUCUCCUAGUUCUCCAGUAGAGGUAUGGGCGUGCUACUGGUCCCUGAAUGCCUCGAGAAUGAUGUACGAGGAAAUCUUAGGCACGGAGAUAAGGUUUUUUAAGCCUAAGAAAUCCUCGGUCAAACACGAUGAAAUUCAUACGCUGCUCUGCCUUGUGAAUUAUCCAGGCAAUAUGCGGGUGAUCUGGAACAACACUAAGGGAUUUCCACCCUCCUUGAUCACCUAUCUUGGGUCUGUUGGUGCUUUUUCUCCAGGAUCAUCGACGGUACCGGUGUGGAGUGAGGAUUGCAAAUUGUCAUUCGUAGACAGUUACGUACGGCUGGUGAAGAAGGCUCACCACAAGAAACAACAGCCAAUGUAUCCCCUAGGCAGUUCUGAGAUCCAAAGUCACCCUUUCGCUGUCUGGACUGGCGGAACUUCGGGCGGCCGAGAAGUAAUCAUGGUUUUCGGGAAGUGGAGUGCGGCUGAUGUUCUUCGAUUGUCCCAACACUAUUCCCUUCGACGCCGAUGGGAACGACUUGUCGCUUGCCAUGAAUGGAUUUACCAUGAUUUAUUCACUGUUCUUUCAGACUGGGUAAACAUCCGGAAUGCUGCUGCUAGGGAGCUGAGAGACCGAAGUAUUGAGGUCAAUCAAGAGACUUUCACUGGCAAUGUGCUUCAACGUAUGCGGAGGUUGAAUCGGGCCAUGGCAACCAACAUCCUCUUACGGGAGUCCUUGUUGAUACAACAGAGCUCACUUAAGGAAAUUAUAGCUCUCGCGUCCGAGAGAUAUACUGAAUUUCGAGGCCUGGGAGAGGACGCUGCUGAGAUAAGCUUUAUUUCCAGGUGUAUCCAGGUGGACAAAACUUUGAGUCACGACCUUUCUGUUAUUCAGGGAAUUCUUGAGCAACUGCAGAACCUGAUGACCAUGAUAAUUUCGGUUGAACAAAUUUCGACUGGCCAGUCAGUGGCUCGACUAACUUACUUGGGCUUUGUUUUUCUCCCACUUUCUUUCGUCGCUGCCAUAUUUGGCAUCACGACUUUCACUGCCAGUCCCAAAUGGUACCCCGUUGGAGCAGUCUCUGCACUUCUGGUCACUAUCAUAGUUGCUCUAUGUACGCCAUAUCUGCUGUCAGCAUGGAGCAGUAAAUCAGCAACUCUGGGAGGUUAUUUGUCUCGAGCAAAAGAGCCAGAAUAUCUGGACGUGGCCGAAAGGGGGCGGUCGUUGAGCAGAGUAGCCUCAUCCAGGGGAUCUGAGAUCCUCUAUACUCGCCGUGACGGAUCAUGGCCACGUUCUGGUGUGGAUGGAUCCUAUGGCUUGUCGGUUCCAAUUUUCUCCGAGGCACUGCAUCUGGACAAACCUGAUACUGUGGUCUUACCAGCAAUAUUGGUGGCAAAUAAUGGGAGUAAAUCUCCUGAACGGGUCAGGUUGUCAUCGACUAAGACGGCCCACACAGUCUAA
Molecule: messenger RNA, 1461 nt
Organism: Hyaloscypha bicolor E
Lineage: Eukaryota; Fungi; Ascomycota; Leotiomycetes; Helotiales; Hyaloscyphaceae
Exons: 3
Coding region: 1-1461 (486 amino acids)
Biological process (GO): transmembrane transport; metal ion transport
Cellular component (GO): membrane
Molecular function (GO): metal ion transmembrane transporter activity
Source: RefSeq, a predicted model, not a curated record